AACAAUCGAUGCAUGUAAGGUCAGGCUUGUCAUAUAAAACAAGAAGCUUGUUGUCAACUCAGUGACAUUUGUAUUUCAAAAUGGCGAUGUUCAGCUUCUUGGUCAUCUUAGCGUCCUCUCAGCUGUUGGUCCUGGUGAAUGCUGUACCAGCCUCUGAGGCCGAGGUGGACGUAAAAGAGAUUAUGAAGAAGUGCAACGAGAGCAAUCCUAUCGACGCUGAGUAUCUGGAUCAGCUCAACAUGACUGGCAGUUUCCCCGAUGAGAACGUUAGAUCAGCCAAGUGUUUCAUCCGCUGUGUGUUUAUGGAAACCGGAGUGAUGGAUUCUGAUGGAAAGUUGGUCGCCGCUAAGUUGAAGGAGGCGUUCGGAAAGCGUCAGGGUCCAGUAGCCGUCAAAACCGCCGAUCUGGAAAUGUUCGUGGACAAUUGUAUAGCUGCGGAUGCUGACGUCACUUGCCAGUGUGAGAGAGCUUACCGUUUCUCCAAGUGCCUCAUGACAGAGCCGAAGAUGUUCGGGAGGCUGGAGGAAGCGGAAGAUGAUGGCGACGGCUCUAUCCGAGACGCGAUUACCAGCUUCCUGCGUGACAUGGGCCACACUGUGCUCUCAGUUCUGAACAUCCUCAACCAAAUCCGGGAGGUGGUUUCGUCCGCUUUGUCGGGCUGACUUGACACAGGGCGGGCUGCUUCUUCUCAAGUGCAAAUAUUACCACGCCAUUCAGGCGAUACACUCAUGGCCUGGGGGUGGGGGGCGGUAGUCUGUAUUAAUAUCCACAACAAUAUUGAACAUUAUAGUCAAGAUAUUUUCCAAGCGCACAAAGCGCAGGCUUUCGCGAUUUGAUUUCGAUGUAUAAGUUUGGCUUUCAGUGAUGAGUCGCGUAAAAUUCUAUACUUUUCCAACGUUCCGGCAAACAAAAUAAUUUUUAAACCGAUAAAAUGUAAAUUAAUACAAAUUUGCAUAACUCUUGUUUGUUUAAUUACAAAAUAGUAUAUUUUGUAAGAAAACAUCGAUUAUGAUGCCCAUUUAAAGUCUGGAAGAAAUUUGUGUCACUCAGGUUGCUGUAGUCGCAAGAGACAAUUUAAGUUAAUCAGGAAUUAAUAUUAAUGUUCUAUAUACAUAAGAAACUUUACAAAUAAAUAUUGUAUAUGUGUUUGAAACUCGUUACUAUAUUGUUCCAGUUG
This is a messenger RNA of Zootermopsis nevadensis, 1177 nucleotides long. Its product is annotated as general odorant-binding protein 84a. The record is from RefSeq and is a predicted model, not a curated record. Gene Ontology annotation, biological process: sensory perception of smell. Gene Ontology annotation, molecular function: odorant binding. Lineage: Eukaryota; Metazoa; Arthropoda; Insecta; Blattodea; Termopsidae.